AUGGACAAAAUCGGCCGUCUACUUUCCAAUGUGCUCAACACUGCCUCGCAGCUACUGCGGGGCCACGCAAAUGACCAUAUACACCUGCAUCGGGACCAUCCCUCCAAACGAGAUCUAGCCGAUGGCAAUAUGAGUCUCCAAGCUGCCCGAGGCCUCUUCAACAGCACCAAACCCGCUGUCACGAUGUCCAACCUGGUGGUGGCCGGUGGUAAUCCGCCCGCCGCCGCCCCAUUCUACACCGGCUUAAACGGAGUCAAUCUGGAGAUGGAUGCUCAAUUGGUCAAGAUGCUCUGGCUUUCAAUCAUCGUGGCACUCACACUUGUGUUUGCGUUGCGACUGUCACAGUUGUUUGUGUCUUACAUCCGGACCAUCUACUGCAUGACGACCGAGAAGCCCUCUCAACAAAACUAUUACGGCGUGGAUCACUUCCGCAUCUGGAGUUGGCUGAAGAAGCAUAUCAUCUAUGCUCCCCUCUGGAAGAAAAGACACAAUCGCGAGUUCCAGCUCUCCGGUGCGGUUAACUAUGGCACCCUGCCCAGCCGCAUUCACUCACUGCUCCUCAUCGUUUAUGCCAUCACCAAUGUGAUUUACUGCUUGCUCCUCGACUGGAGCAAUCCACAGAAGGGGGCGCUGUACGCCGAGCUGCGUGGACGGAGCGGCAUCUUGGCCACGGUCAACCUGAUCCCUCUGGUUGUGCUCGCCGGCAGGAACAACAUCGCCAUCCCGCUCCUGAGGGUCAGCUUCGACACAUUCAAUCUCUUCCAUCGCUGGAUCGGCAGGCUGGUGGCUGCCUUGUCGGCCAUCCAUUUCUUCGCGUGGCUUGCUGCGUAUAAGUUGGCCAAGGGAGAUCAAGCAACGAUCAGAAUCUUCCAUGAUGCUCCUUUCCUCGACUACGGCCUUCUCGGAUUGAUUGCGAUCGUCUUGUUGCCGUUACAUUCGUUGUCGCCCAUUCGACAUGCCUUUUACGAAACAUUCCUCCACCUUCAUCAAAGCCUGGCAUUUUUGGCCCUACUCGGUAUCUACGUCCAUCUGGACAUUAUGCACCUACCGGCCUACCCUUCGAUCUUGACGGCGGUCUUGCUUUGGUCGGCCGAGAGACUCUGGCGGCUGUGCAGCAUCGCAUACCUCAACUACUCUCGGUCAGGCGGCGCUACAACGGCGCAUAUUGAAGCACUGCCGGGCGGCGCUUGCCGUGUCACCUUCCAAUUGCCGCGGCGCAUCACCAUCCGACCCGGCAGUCACAUGUAUGCAUAUCUCCCCUCGAUCUCGUUGUGGAUGUCGCAUCCCUUCUCGGUGGCGUGGACGAAUGUGGAGUCGGAACCUCCCGUCUGUGGCCACAAUAUUGAACUGCAGAGACCCUCGUCCCCCAAUUCUCUGGAAAGACAAUCAGUCUUCCACUCACUGUCUAAAGCACCCACGACCGUCUCGCUGGUCAUGGCGCAACGCACGGGCAUGACGAGACAACUCUAUGAGAAGGCGCGCUCUGCUCCUGGCUGCAAGCUUGAACUCCGAGGGUUUCUCGAAGGCCCUUAUGCCGGGCACGACUCUCUUGUCAGUUACGGGACGGUUGUCAUGUUUGCCGGGGGCGCUGGCAUCACCCACCAUCUCAUCCAAAUCCGACACCUCCUUGCAGGCGCCCGGUCGCAGACGGUGGCCACCCGCAAGAUUGUGCUCGUCUGGUCCAUCCGCGACACGGAGUGCAUGGAGUGGGUAAAGCCGUGGAUGAACGAGAUUUUGCACAUGGAGGGCCGGCGAGAAGUUCUCAUGAUCCGAGUGCAUGUGAGCAAGCCGACGAGGGCCAUCAAUCACAGCAAGAGCAAACCCACGAUGCAGAUUGUCCAAGGCCGCGUUGAUCCCGGCGCAGUAUUAGACGAGGUGAUUCCGGUGCGAGUCGGUGCUGUCAUGGUUAGUGUCUGUGGGCCGGGUGCAUUGGCAGACGAGGUGCGAGCGGCGGUGAGGGGCAGGAUACAUCAGGGCAAUUUGGAGUUGAAUGAGGAAAGCUUUACGUGGUAG
Molecule: messenger RNA, 2013 nt
Organism: Fonsecaea erecta
Lineage: Eukaryota; Fungi; Ascomycota; Eurotiomycetes; Chaetothyriales; Herpotrichiellaceae
Exons: 1
Coding region: 1-2013 (670 amino acids)
Biological process (GO): copper ion import; intracellular iron ion homeostasis; iron ion transport
Cellular component (GO): plasma membrane
Molecular function (GO): ferric-chelate reductase activity
Source: RefSeq, a predicted model, not a curated record